CUCAAAAGGCAAGGAUAUCGCGCAAAAGAGUGAGAGAGGCAGUUGUGGAAGAAAAGGGUUUUCAGUGGUCGCUCACCAAAAAGGACCUGCGAAGCCCUCAGAAGAGCAGUGCGUGCGAACUGCAGCAGUCGUGGCUGUGUGGCCGUCGUCGUGAGAUCCUGUGUGAUUUGCUGUGUGGUGCCUCGCGUGUGAGAAAGAGUUUCGGAGGAGCAGCAGGAAAAAUCCUUUUUAGACCCACUGGUCGGCACCUUGCGCCCCCGGAGCAGGCUUGGAAUGACAGUUCGGACGGCGGGGAAGCGGAUUCCGAUUGCCGACGGUCCGGAACGGAUGGCCAACGGUGCGAAAACCUGCCAGGAUUUUGGGGUCCUCGAGCGCCAGACAAAAUUUCCUUCGGCUCGAUGCUAGUGGAAUAAUUUUUGCAGCAAAGUCCUGCCGUGAGAGAGAGUGCGAGAGAGCUAGGCGCUGCGAAGAGAGACGGAAAAAGGACGAAAACGGAGAGAGAGCCGAAUUUUUAUUUUGCUGGGGAGAGCGAGAGAGAACAAAACAGCAGUGUCAGAGGACAAAAGUUGGCCAAUUUGGGACGGGGCAGGAUAUUUGGAUUGUGUUUGUCGAAUGCACUUCCGUGGAACCUGCGAAUCUGGAUUACGUUUGAAUUAUCAGUAGGGAAGCCCAAGUCCCGGCCGUGCCAACACCAUCAUGAUCGAUGAAAUCCUCGAACGGAUCGUCCAGUUCUUCUCCACCGGGGUUGUGGAAAAGGUCAUCAAGGCACUGCUGGUGCUGUGCGAUCGCUUCGUGAACUUUAUUCUGUCCCUGUGCGAGGGUAACAACUACAAGAAGAAGGACGAAACGGUGGACGUGCUGUAUAGCAGUGGGAACUUCCUGGUCAUAAACAAAAAGCACGACCUGCUGAUAAACUCGAACGACACGAAAAAGACGGUCCAAACGAUCAUGCGGAAGCAGUUCCCGGAGUACGUGCAGGACAACCUGACGCACGACUUUUACUUCGCUCACCGGCUGGACUUUGCGACGAGCGGAAUUCUUUGCAUUCCGCUUAACAAAAACGCCUGCAAGGAAGUGUGCCAGGUGUUCGAAGAGCAGCGAGCCCGGAAGUACUACCUGGCACUGCUGCGGGGUCACACGGACUUUGACGACGAGGUGAUCGACAUCGCCAUCGGUGAGGACAUCCGUUUCAAGGACACCAGCAAGAAGAUGUGCACCAUCCUGGAGGAUGAGCUGUGCCAAAAUCCGCGCCGGAGCAUCACAAAGGUGCUGGUGUUGGACCGGGGCUACUACAACGGCAAGCCGGUCACCAAAGUGCUCUUGCGACCAAUCACGGGCCGGCGGCAUCAGCUGCGGCUACACUGUUCCCAGAUUGGCCACGUGAUCGUCGGCGAUUACACGUACAGCCUCAAGAUCGACACGUCCCCGCCGCGGAUGUUCCUGCACGCGUUCCGGCUCGUGCUGCCCAACUCGUUCGAGAACAUCGACAUCCAAACGGACGACCCGUUCACGGAGAAGGCCCUCAAGUACAAGUGGAAGGUGGUCGAGCAGGUGAACGCCAUUGGGACCGCGUUCGAUCUGAUAGAUUCUUUUUAACAUUUGUGGGAACCAUGUAGUUACCCGCGUAGAACUCGCACGUUUACGUUUCGGUUGGAGCAGUUUCGUCGGCGGUUAAAUGUAAAUAUCCGAUCGUUCUCGCGAAUCUAUUCGCUUUAGGUUCGACUCUCUCAUUUUCUGCGAUCCUUGCGGCUUUAUCGAAGCCGAAGUAACACACACACACACAAUGGAACACACAAACACAGAAACACGGACACACAAACACAGCGCGAAUUACACCCACAUGUCACAUACCUGGUAACACAGACACACUCACAAAUCUAGUCAUUUUAGCGACGAUUAGGUGACGGAAAUAUAAAAAAACACCCGAUUUCCCACAUUUUUGUGGGAUACGAGAGACUGUAAAUAUAAUAUAGUCUAGUACUACACGGACACUAAAUGAGUAAAUGAGAAUGAACCAGAAUGAAAUACAAGUAAUCUAAAUUAACGAAGGAAAAAAACCCAAAAGCAAACCACGUUCAGCCACAUUCACACUAAUGAGAUUCUUAUAACUAGUUACACAUUUGAUCUUAUUAUUAGUUGAAGUUUAGAAAUAUUUACUAAAUACCAACCAAAAAGGCCAGAUAAUUUACAUAAAAAAGAGAAGCGUGAAUCCGUAGAUGAUACCGAUUAAAAUAGAUACAAGAAUAGAUAGUGAUUUACUACUUAAAAUGAAUUCCAGUUGAGGGUGUUGAUUUGCGAAGAUCACGAAAAAGUAAUCCAAAACAUGUAGCAAAGCUGCAGAAUUAAUGUUCAAUACUGAAUUGAGCGCCAUGAUUUGGUUAAGAGAGAUUCUCACUCUAACAUUAUUGAGAAUCUGUUUAAAUCUGUGUGUCGUUGCACCAUAGAGUUAUCUACGUGCGCAUGUAUUGCGUGUACGUACACGAUGGAUUUCUAGGUUAAAAUUUGUACCCGCCAGCAAAAACAAAUGGUAAGCUAGUGUGCGUGAGAUCGGGCUUAGAUAACUCUAUUGAAAACCUAUAUACGGCCAGUCCUAUUACGUUAACCCCUUUCCGCCCAGAGCAAAAUCGAGAUGGUUUACGUUAUUCUGUAUUACUAGUCACAGAAUUCGAUGCCAACAUUUCAAAAAGCAUCAUGUACAAACCAUGCGUUUUGAGAAAAACGCAUUUGAAUGUUGAGCAUCCAUUUUCAAUUACCAUUUUUAUAUAAAAGCAAAAUAAGAUGUUCUAAUGAUAACAAACGAUGAAAAACGUUGCUUUUGUUGAUACUUGAUCAUCCAUAUUCAAUAAAACAUUAUUUCCGUAAUUUUAUUUGAGAAAAACAAACAUAACUUCUUUUGAAAUCACCAACGUCGAUAUCACCCUGCUGUCAUUGAGGGGGACGUUUUUCUUCGCCGAAUGUACAUGGCGCUUUUUUCAUGUUGUUUUUUUUCGCCACGAGGUUUAUGUAGCCUUUUGUUUGACAGGUUGACAGGGCUAUAUAAACAGGGACUGCUGAUGGCAGAGAUUUUGUUUAUGUUACUUUACUUAAAAUCAUGAUUAAACAGACUUUACUGAAGUAACUUUUGCUCAUUUUUGGUGGAGAGGUAGCUUAUUAGAAGUACUUUCAGAAUAUACAAUAACCCAGAAAGUGUUAAAAUGUACAUGAUGCCUUUUGAAAUGUUACCGUCGAAUUGACCAAAAUGGUUGAAAUUUAAAUGAUAACAUUCCACAUAAAUCAGUGUAGGAUGAUUCCUGUUGAAAAAAAUGCAUUUCCGUUGAGAUAUUGCAUUAUGAAGUCAAAAAUGAGUAGUGCUCUCGAGUAACCAUGGGUUCAAAGUUGUUUGGUGUUGAACAUAAUUAUGUAGUUGAAAAUUUCCCAACUAAAUCGCCAAGUCAGCGCCCUCUAGCCAGAGCACGCAGAGAAGAAGUCAUUCCGAUAAAGAAAAAAAAAAGUUGAACAGAAAUCACGCCGCCAACCAUAAAGAAUUAAAACAGCCGAAUUAACACAGAGUACAGAGAAUAGAAAGAAUAAACAAAUUUCAUUUUUCGCGCGAAAGCAUUAUAGUACGAAUUUUUGCACCUCUCUUUUGAAUAGUGCGCGAAAGAAAAAAAAAAUCUCAUUAGUCUAGAUAAAAAAAAAACUAAGUAGGGGAAAUAUGCCCAUUUUAAUCACUCUAAGCCGUUCGACCAAUUCUCAUCACUUUUGCCGUUUUCUGCUAUUAAAUCAAUAUUUUCAGAUGUAUCAACAAUGGAGAGUUGUUUGCUCACUUUUGUUUGAGCUAUUUAUAACUUUGAAAAAGUCGAAAACACUUUAUUAAAGCUGUAAUUCAUGAUCAAAGUGCUGAUAGGCCGAUAAUAGAAAUAGGCUGAGAAAGGGUAUAGUUCCCCUAAUAAUCGCGCGCGCAGCAACAGCAGCAGAAAAGGAGGAGUUAGAGAGAAUGAAAAAAAAAACAAACUACAACUACAAUCGCAGAUAAUAUCGCCCAGCACUACUUUUGAUACGAAAAAUCGCGAGAAAAUGGCACUCCAGCAGGGAGGUCCGACAAAAAAGAAAACAAAGUAUAAUGUAAAGAAAAUUCCAGUCUAUAGUCAGAGCUAUUCUUUUCCACUUGUAAAAUUUCCUUCAAACAGGCGGCUUAUACGAAAAACAGGGGAAGCACACAUGGUUCUCUACGUUACACAUAUGAAAUGUUAUCUUUAAAUUGUUCUACUUAUCGGUUAUUGUGUUCAAAAAAAAGUUUCUAACCUAAAGACAUAUCGAGAGAGAAGAUUAAAAAAUGCUGAAAUUUGAAUGUAAUCUAAUGUUACUGUUAAAAAUUUGUCAAAUUGUUAAUUUCGAUCAGCCAGCAAAACAAAAAGUUUCCUAGCUAGCAAACAAGUUGAACAGCUGUUCUUAUAGUCUUUGUUAAACCGAAAAAAAGUUACACAGUGGUUGCUACAACUGCAAAGCAACAAGUUUGUUACUUGAGUUGAUAAGUAGGGUUUAAAACUUGUUUCUCGAUAUGACUUAAGAAACGACUGUUUCGCUGAUAUUUCGUUGUCCAGCAAGUUAUAAGUCAUAAUGAUUCACUUAACAAUAGAUCAGUCAAUUUGAUAAAAAUGUCAACAGCUUUAAUCCAAUUUGUUAGCAGUUUUUCUAUUAAUUGAAUUAGGCUUGAUCCGCAAUACUGCCGCUAAGUACUGUUAAUUGUUAUUCUCCAACAAUACACGUACAUUUCAAAGACAUACACAAACACAAUCUCAUCCUCACACAAACAGACCGAAAAAAAACAUUUGUUAAAUGGAACCAAUCUUUUAGCCUGUGUGGCACACCGAGUACGACGCGAUACGCCGGUGUGGUGCAAACAGGAAAAAAAAACAAUAGAGUAAUCGUUACAAACCAACAAACAAUUGUACGUAAAGAUUGUAUAAAACAAGAAAAUCAAGCAGCGUUUUAUUUAACUAUUAUUGAAUGAGACAGGAAAUAAAAUAUUGCUUUUUUGAAAUCAUUGAAAAA
Messenger RNA from Culex pipiens pallens (northern house mosquito), 5034 nucleotides. Its product is annotated as RNA pseudouridylate synthase domain-containing protein 1-like. Gene Ontology annotation, biological process: pseudouridine synthesis. The record is from RefSeq and is a predicted model, not a curated record. Bases 697 to 1596 code for a protein of 299 amino acids. The transcript has 3 exons. Gene Ontology annotation, molecular function: RNA binding; pseudouridine synthase activity. Lineage: Eukaryota; Metazoa; Arthropoda; Insecta; Diptera; Culicidae.